Molecule: messenger RNA, 1521 nt
Organism: Rotaria sordida
Lineage: Eukaryota; Metazoa; Rotifera; Eurotatoria; Philodinida; Philodinidae
Source: the annotation of a GenBank genome assembly
AUGGCAAUAGAAUCCACGCUAAGAACUCCAUCUGGUCUACAAAUUUAUUUAAGUCAUCCAUGGUAUUUAAUUAAAAGUGGAUAUCUUAUUCUAACAUGGAUUAUGCUGGGUUUUCAUCUUGAAUUGAUUGGUCCAACAAUGCCAACUCUUGCAGCAAAUAUCAAAGUUACGUAUAGUGGUAUGGGUUCGGUGCUUGCAUCGAGAAGUGCUGGAUAUUUAUUUGGUAAUCUUCUUGGUGCUAUUUUGCAAAAUAUUGUCAAAAAACAUUCAGAAGGUCUUCUGUUUUUUGCAUUUAUUUUACCUGCUAUUGUGGUUUUUGCUACUCCAUUUGUCACAUCAUUGAUAUUAAUGUGUAUUUUAUUUUUUAUUCAAGGACUUUCUAAAAGUUUUACAGAUUUAGGUGGAAAUAAUCUCUUAUUGACAAUGUGGGGUGACAAUGCUGCAGCACCCUUAAAUUCAGUUCAUUUUGGAUAUGGAACUGGUGCUGUUUUUGUUAAUUUACUUGUUCGUCCGUUUAUUACUCAAAAAGUUUUAUCGAUCCAUGUUACAAAUAAUGAAGAAAUUAAUUCAACAUUAUCAUUGAUUAAUCCAACAAAAGUUAAUUCAAACAUUAUUAUUCCAUAUUCAAUCACUGCAAUUUUAUGUUUUUUAAUUGCUAUUGGACAUAUCUUUUUUUAUGUUUCAGAAAUAAGAAAUCGAAAACAAAAAUUACAAGUACGACAGAUCGACUAUUCCGUUGUAAGCACGAAUCUAGACAAUGUUAAUCCUUCAGUGAAUAAAGAAAAUUCUUCUUCAUAUUCUCCUCGUACAUGUGGUCGUGGAUUUUUUCAAUAUGGUUUAACACUUUCAAUAAUAUUUUUUAUUUAUGCAUUUUUUAUGGGUGGAAAUAGUCAAACAUUUUCAAAAUUCUUUUUUUCUUAUCUCAAAUUUGAUAAAUUUAAUCUAUCAAAUGAAGCUGCAAGUUGGGGAAUUACUCUUUAUUGGCUUUCUUAUUCUAUCGGACGAUUAAUUUUUGCAAUUGUAUCUCUAUUUCUAUCAGUAAAUCUAUGUCUUAGUAUUAUUUGGUUUGGAGCUUUAUGUCUUGCUAUUGCUUGGCUUAUUUAUGUUUGGAUUAUUGAUUUAACAAGUACAAGUUUAUUUAUUCUUGGUGCAGUAACUGGUUUGAUAUUUUCACCAAUAUUUCCAUUAUCAUUUGGUUUUUUUAAUCAAAGAUUAAAUGUUAUACCAAUGCUUCUUGGUUUAUUAUUAGGUGGAACAGCACUUGGAGCAAUUACAUUUAACAAAAUAGCUGGUGUAAUAAUAGAUCGUGAUCCAAAUCAUUUUCCAACAAUUUUAGCUGUUUGUAUAUUAAUAGCAAUUAUUUUUUAUAUUGUUUCACAUAUUGUUUACUUUUUUCAUCAACGAAAAAAUUUAUUAAAUGCUCGAUCUUCAGUAAUCAAUGGUCCACCUCUUUCUUCUGAAUAUUGUAAUGAAGAAGAACAACAAAUUGCUAAUUAUUUAAAAGAUCAAGAAGAUAAAUAA